UCUUCUCCUCUCAGCUUUUAAUAAGACGAAGCAAAGUGCAUCAAAAGCUUUCUUGGUUAGCUCGCCACCGCCUCCUCGUCUCGUUUCGGAUUCGCGUCUCUCUCUCUCUCUCUCUCUCUCUCUGUGUGAUUGCAUCGUAUCCAAAACCCUCCGGCUUAAUCUAGAAGAAAGAACCACUCUGCCUUGUUCAGACAGAGACAGAGACGCGACUUGAUCUGCAAUAACAACUACUACUUCUGAUUCUGAUUCGCAUUGAUUUUCCCUCUUCUUUGCAUAGAAAUUGCCCACUUUUUAUUAUUUACCCCAAAUGGCUUAUGUAGAUCACGCCUUCUCCAUUACGGACGAGGAUCUCAUGGAGACUUCCUACAUCAUCCACAACAAGCCUCCCAUUAAGGAGAUCGCCCUCGCUGUUUCCCUCCUCGUCUUUGGAACCCUAGGCAUCGUCAUCGGCUCCCUCAUGGCCUACAAGCACAUCGGCGGCGACUCUUCUCACGGACUGUUCUUUGCCAUACUGGGGAUGGUAUUGUUCAUUCCUGGUUUCUACUACACUCGGAUUGCAUAUUACGCAUACAAGGGAUACAAAGGGUUCUCAUUCUCAAACAUACCUCCUGUAUAGAAGGCGAAGGCGAAGGCUCUGUUCUUAGGUCAAAGUUCAGAUAGCUUCCUCUCAUGUACAGGUGUCUUCCUUCGUUGUUGUUCAUUCCCCUCUCUCUCUUUUGUUUUCCUCUUGUUUCGUGGGAGAUAUAAUGUGUAUUUAGAUUUCAGUUGUUUUCACGCCUGAAUUAAUGCAGACUGUGGUUUGUACAUUUCAAUCUUUUCAUUAGUGUAUUGCGAUUAGUUCAGUUUGCUAUAUUUGAUCAGUUCUCUUGCAUAUGUGGAGCACACUUGUCCUUAUGAUUUUGUGCUCCUAUGGAUCACUUAUAAGCACUUACAAAUAUAUUUUAUGUAA
Neltuma alba is the source of this 949-nucleotide messenger RNA. Its product is annotated as transmembrane protein 230-like. The record is from RefSeq and is a predicted model, not a curated record. The transcript has 2 exons. The coding region runs from base 308 to 616 and encodes 102 amino acids. Lineage: Eukaryota; Viridiplantae; Streptophyta; Magnoliopsida; Fabales; Fabaceae. Gene Ontology annotation, cellular component: endomembrane system.